Molecule: messenger RNA, 2501 nt
Organism: Prunus dulcis (almond)
Lineage: Eukaryota; Viridiplantae; Streptophyta; Magnoliopsida; Rosales; Rosaceae
Product: THO complex subunit 1
Exons: 17
Coding region: 372-2405 (677 amino acids)
Biological process (GO): regulation of DNA-templated transcription elongation; mRNA export from nucleus
Cellular component (GO): THO complex part of transcription export complex
Source: RefSeq, a predicted model, not a curated record
AAAAGUGGUUUGCUAACGUGCGUUCCAGCUUAAAUGUAAUAUAAAGCCCAGAGAUGAUACGACGUCGUCCCAUAGCGAAACCUAAACGGAAAUAAAAACGCGUGCUCUCUUCUUCUCCUCGUGCAGCUGCGCCUCACACAGCCAGAAACCGGCGCCUCCGUACGCCUCGCCGGCAGCGCGAACAUUAAGUUUGCAAACAGCUAAACAACUGGACCCCUGAGCUGAAUUUUUUCCGCCUCGCAUCGACGCGCCUAGGCAACGCCUUUCAAAACCUAGCAUUUGAAAAAAGUUUCAAUUCAUUGUGAUUGAGCUUUUGGGAAGGCUUUGUUUGUCAUUGGCUUCACACUCGCUGUUUGGCUGAGGUCUUCAACAUGGAAGUGUUCAGGAGGGCAAUAUUGCAACCUGGCCCACCAGAAAGUUUUGCUCUACAGACAGUUCAACAAGUUAUAAAACCUCAGAAACAGACAAAGUUAGUCCAAGAUGAGAAUCAAUUGUUAGAAAAUAUCCUCCGGACAUUGCUUCAGGAACUGGUGUCUGGGGAGCAGAUAAUGCAGUACGGUCAAUCAAUUGAUGAUGGAGAUACUACCCAAGGACAUAUUCCACGUCUUCUUGAUAUUGUGUUGUAUCUUUGUGAGAACGAACACAUUGAAGGUGGCAUGAUAUUUCAGCUGUUGGAAGACUUAACAGAAAUGUCUACUAUGAGAAACUGCAAAGACGUUUUUGGUUAUAUAGAGAGUAAACAAGAUAUAUUAGGAAAGCCAGAGCUUUUUGCUCGAGGAAAACUUGUGAUGUUGAGAACAUGCAAUCAACUUCUUCGUCGCCUGUCAAAGGCAAAUGAUGUGGUAUUUUGUGGACGAAUUCUAAUGUUUUUGGCUCAUUUUUUCCCAUUAUCUGAGCGUUCAGCUGUGAAUAUAAAAGGAGUUUUUAACACAUCAAACGAGACAAAAUAUGAGAAAGACCCCCCUGAUGGAAUUUCCAUCGAUUUCAACUUCUACAAGACAUUUUGGAGUUUACAGGAACACUUUUGUAACCCUCCUUCCUUAACUCUUGCUCCUACCAAGUGGAAGAAAUUUACAUCCGGUUUAAUGGUUGUCCUGAAUACAUUUGAAGCUCAACCAUUAAGUGAUGAAGAGGGAGAUGCCAAUAGUUUGGAGGAGGAGGCAGCAAAUUUCAGCAUAAAAUAUCUUACGAGCAGUAAACUAAUGGGUUUGGAGUUGAAGGAUCCGAGUUUCCGACGUCAUAUUCUUGUGCAGUGCCUCAUAUUGUUUGAUUAUCUGAAGGCCCCUGGAAAGAGUGAAAAAGAUUUGCCUUCCGAUAGCAUGAAAGAGGAAAUAAAAUCUUGUGAGGAGCGUGUGAAAAAGCUGCUUGAAAUGACUCCACCCAAGGGGGAGAAUUUUCUUCAUAAAAUUGAGCAUAUAUUAGAACGUGAAAAGAAUUGGGUAUGGUGGAAACGUGAUGGUUGUCCACCAUUUGAGAAGCAGCCAGCAGAGAAGAAAGUGGUCCAAGAAGGAGCCAAAAAGCGAUUUUCUGUUGGAAAUGGGGAGAAAAUUAGAUUUUGGGAGGAUCUUUGGCUGAAAGAAGGGAUUCUAAAAGAUCUGUUUCCUAGACUCUCUUCCUUGUCUAGGAGAAAAAAUCAAAGUAUAGCCUGUUUUGCUAACAAUCAUGAGAUGCCUCUCAAUUGGGAUUUUGAUUUCAGAAGGAAUUUGUCCGAGGCUGAAAUAGCAGAAGUGGUAAUACUUUUGGAUAUAUUGGGGAAGGUGAGAUUAUACGGUUCUAGAUCGGAUCGGAGAUCUUGGGAGAUUGAGGAGCGGGGUUCUUUUUCCUGCAAGUCUUUCAGGUCUUUUCUUCUCUGUACCACAAGGGAUGUCUUCCCCCCUUUCAUCUCAAUCUGGAAGGCAAAGACUCCGCCAAAAAUUCAAUUUUUCGUGUGGCUGGCAGCAAAUGGCAGGAUUAAUACUUGCGAUUGCAUUCAAAGGAGGCAACCAAAGAUGUGCUUAUCCCCCUCUUGGUGUGUUCUUUGCAAAGAGAAUGCAGAAAACAUUGAUCACUUGUUCAUUCAUUGUUCGUAUUCCCUAAAAUUAUGGUGGAGGAUGUUGGGUGCUCUCAGAGCGGAGUGGGUGAUUCCUAAAGGGUGUUUUGAGCUCCUUAGUAUCAAUCUGAGGGUUUCGGGGAAGGGGAAGGGGAAGAGAGCUGGAAUCCUUCACGAUUGUCUAGUUCAUGCUAUUUUCGGGAAUAUCUGGAUGGAGCGAAAUCGAAGAAUUUUUCAGGGUCAUAUAGGAGUAAGGGUUGAGGAAUUAUGGGACAGAAUUAAAUUUUGGGCAUCCCUUUGGGCUUCGGUUUCGGGGCAGUUCAAGGACUAUCACUACUCUACCAUCAUGAGAGACAUGAUGGCAGUCUUAAGAUGAUUUUACUGAAGUUUUGUGUUUUUCGUGCUUUUUAUACAGUUUUUUUUCAAUCUUAGUAGGUCAGACUCUUUUUUUUUGGUCUUCUUGUUUGAUCGA